ACCAAAACGAGUCGAUCACAAACCGAUAAAACACAUCAGCGGAGGGGGGAGCAGGGUGGUGCUGACUUUGUUUUGAAGUCUUAGCAGGACACUGGUGUCAAAACUCGAAUAAUGUAAUCUAAAAUGCUUUUAUACAAAUCAUUUAAGUUGUUUUAUUAUUUCAAAUCAUUCAAAUAAAAGAAAAACCCAGAGAUGAAUGUUGUGUAAUACUUCAUAUUGCUAUCACCCCCCACGGACACCUGUUGAUGUGACCGACCCGAGAGACCAAAAUCGCCGGGCUGGUUUAUUGUAAAACGGGAGGGAUGUAAGGAUCGAUAUACUACAGACACAGUAUAAUUAACCAUAAACUGUUUUCAAUUAAACCUAUGAUACAUUAAUUCUUAUAUAGAAUAUACCAAAAUAAACAUGGUCACAAUAUAUAAAUUCUUAAAUUAUGUUAAUAAAACUAAAACAUAUUCCUGAUCCACCCUCCACCCGUAUAAUUAUAUAAGACCUCAAAGUCCAAAUCUGACCACCCUUUUGAGAUUUAACGAACUGUAAAGAUGAGGAUGGAGAAGCUAUUUUGUUUGUUUGUAAUUCCGUUGUUUGUCUUGGGGUGCGAGCGUACCAGUGAAGGAGUGAGAUGUCGGGUGUGGGACCAGAACAUGCUAAAGUGGUUCCGAGAUGUGGAGAUGAUGGAAAUUAACUACCUAAACCAUGGCGUGGACCUGAAACAGUUUCCGCGGCUGCGGAAAUUUGUUGUGAGGGAGGCAGUGGUGUCGUGCGAGGAUAUUAUAAGCGGCGAGACAAUCAUCAUCAUCCUGAAUGACCAGAUCUGCCAGGAGACCCAAACUCAAGGAUCCGUGUCAGACCCAACGACAACCUCCCCCGCAUUGACCACCACCACUUUGACCGAAAUUGCCGCCUUGUCCUUCAAUAAACCCUGGAUUUAUGCCACCGGUAUUGUCACGAGUUUACUGGGUUUGAUCACCAUAGUCCUGUGUAUUGUUUGUGCACACAAUUACUGUCGGAAACCUCGCCGCACAAUUAACAUUGAACUUGACUCUGUGAGUUCAAUAACUGAGUUUGACUCUUCAGUAAUGAGAGAAAUUAAAAUUGAUUAAUUGUUGCAGUGUUUUACGUGAUAUUCAAAGUGGUGAGGUUGAUGAUGACCGGCGACAGACAACUCCCUCAACAAAUUGUUCAGCCGCCUCCUGUUGUGGAUGAUGCCCCACCCCCACUCCGACGAUCACAGCGACAGAGACGUCGACCCAAUCGUCUUACAUAUUGAAUAUAGAUUGUAAAAUAGACUCA
Messenger RNA from Saccostrea cuccullata (small rock oyster), 1293 nucleotides. RefSeq lists its product as uncharacterized. Lineage: Eukaryota; Metazoa; Mollusca; Bivalvia; Ostreida; Ostreidae. The transcript has 3 exons. Bases 543 to 1103 code for a protein of 186 amino acids. The record is from RefSeq and is a predicted model, not a curated record.